This is a messenger RNA of Paramecium sonneborni, 645 nucleotides long. The record is from the annotation of a GenBank genome assembly. Lineage: Eukaryota; Ciliophora; Oligohymenophorea; Peniculida; Parameciidae.
AUGUAUGCUAAAUGGCGAAGGACAAGCCAACAAAAACAUCCAGAUCUUUCUUUACAUUUUUAAAAUGAAACUAUUACAAGAAGGCAUUCUUGUUAUUGUGAUUAAUGUGGUAAGUUAAGUUAAUUUUAACAAAUCCAUUAAAAUAACGAAUGGGUUCCCUAACAUAUUUAAAUUAAUGAAUCUAAAAAAGAAAUUCAACAAUAGAUGAUUUAGACAGAUGAAAAUUAACAAAUCAGUAAGAAUUCAAGAACAAUGUCUACAUCAAUAAGCAUAGCUCCUUCACUCUAUAAAAAUUAACCCCAAAAGCCUAGACGUAAUAGUUGUAAUUGUUCUGAAUGUGGACCAAUGUCAUAAUUUCAAAUAGAGCAUAAAGAUGUUCCUUUUUAAAAGAAAAAAAAAGCUUCAAAGCUUUUUAUUAUAAAAAGGAAAAAUCUUAUUCAUAGUCGAACAAUUCAACUGGAAUAAAUGUAAAGUAGAAGUAGGAUUGAUCCAAAAUAAUUAAUUUAGUAGAAAAAAUAAAUGAUGAGUUUAAGACAUAUUGAUGUGUAACAUCGAAGACUUAAAACUGAAUGCAUGAGCUAAAGUUAAAUUGUUCUUCCUGCAAUUAAAGACUUCUCAUGCAGAUAGACGAAAAGAUAAUUGUGA